Didymodactylos carnosus is the source of this 696-nucleotide messenger RNA. NCBI's taxonomy places the organism in Eukaryota, Metazoa, Rotifera, Eurotatoria, Philodinida, Philodinidae. The record is from the annotation of a GenBank genome assembly.
AUGACGCUUGCAUCGUUGUGCGCUGACAUUUCGCUAGUCUACGACUCGCUUGGCGAAUAUGCGAAAGCACUUGAGUAUUUAAAGAAAUCUCGUGAGACAGCCCAGGAUUCUGGUUCAGAAAUCUGCCCUGGUUUUGCAGCCAAAUACAAUCAACUUGGUGCUGUAUAUUAUAAACAAGGCAAAAUCGAAGAGGUGCUAGAAUUGUAUGAGAAAUCUCUAGAAAUUCAAUUAAAAGUCCUUCGUCCUGAUCAUCCUAACUUGCAGCAUGUUACGCGAGAUCCAGAUGAUAAGGAAGGAUUCAGCUCUUUUAAAGCAAGAUUGGCACAUUUACUCUAUGUUUUUACUAUAAAUUAUUAUUCUUUUUUAAAUUAUUUUCAAACAUAUGGAGAUACCGUACAACCAUAUAUCACAAUCACGAUCGUUCCUCCACCACCAAAACAUCUAAAUGCCAAACAAGCAGAAAAUUGGAGAAGAGCAAAUAAUAAAUCUCGUUAUAAUGAAGAAUUAAGAAAUUCCAUGGUUCCAUUUGACCGUCCACCCUGGUCGUUUGAUAUUGUAUUUGUCAAUUAUACCACUGCAGACGCAAGAUUAACUUAUUUGUUAGAAACCAUAAAAAAUGUUUAUCGUCAACAUCAACAUCAAGAUUCGAAACAAUCAAAUCAAUUUGGUAAAACAUUUUGGACCGUAAUAAGGUGA